AGGGGAGAGAGGAGAAAGCCGAGCGCGGACGUCAGGAACCAAAGCUCCGGAGGAGUCUGGCAGAGGCACUGGGGAGCAUGGGGUGUUUGGAAUAAUUAUUAAAAUCCGCGUGUGCCUGCGCCAUCCUGUGGGUGUGGCGCAGAGCGGAGUGUAAACUCUAGCGGGGCUGGAGCAAACAUUGGAUUAGCGGCAGCAGCCUGCCAGCCUGCCCGAGGAGUGCGCGGACCCGCAGCACGCCACCGGCACCAUGGCCUCGUCUCAGGGGAAGAUCGAGCUGAAAUUCGCCGACUGGAUGGCAAGUCUGCCGGAGAGCAUCCACAGCAUCCCCCUCACCAAUUUGGCCAUCCCAGGGUCUCACGAUUCCUUCAGCUUCUACAUCGAUGAAGCCUCCCCCGUCGGCCCCGAGCAGCCCGAAACUGUCCAGAAUUUUGUCUCUGUGUUUGGAACUGUGGCCAAGAAGCUGAUGCGGAAAUGGUUAGCCACCCAAACGAUGAACUUCACGGGCCAGCUAGGAGCCGGGAUCCGUUACUUUGAUCUCCGCAUUUCCACCAAGCCCAGAGACCCCGACAAUGAACUCUACUUUGCUCAUGGCUUGUUCAGUGCCAAAGUCAACGAAGGCCUUGAGGAGAUCAAUGCGUUCCUCACGGAUCACCACAAGGAGGUAGUGUUCUUGGACUUCAACCAUUUUUACGGGAUGCAGAAGUACCACCACGAGAAAUUGGUCCAGAUGCUGAAAGACAUCUAUGGCAAUAAAAUGUGCCCGGCCAUUUUCGCGCAGGAAGUCAGUCUCAAGUACCUGUGGGAGAAGGACUACCAAGUGCUGGUCUUCUACCACAGCCCCGUGGCUCUGGAGGUGCCCUUCCUCUGGCCGGGGCAGAUGAUGCCCGCUCCCUGGGCCAACACCACAGACCCGGAGAAACUCAUCCAGUUUCUGCAGGCGUCCAUCACGGAGAGAAGAAAGAAGGGCUCGUUUUUCAUAUCUCAGGUGGUGCUGACGCCCAAAGCUAGCACUGUGGUCAAAGGGGUGGCCAGUGGCCUCAGAGAGACAAUCACCGAAAGAGCUCUCCCUGCCAUGAUGCAGUGGGUCCGCACGCAGAAGCCAGGAGAGAGUGGCAUCAAUAUCGUCACCGCCGACUUUGUAGAACUCGGUGAUUUCAUCAGCACCGUCAUAAAGCUCAACUAUGUCUUUGAGGAAGGAGAAGCCAACACUUGAUAGUACUGUCUGAGCCUUCACGAGUAAGAUAGAGAAGACGCAUUGUAUUAGGCAUAUUAUCUACAAACACGCUGAUCUUCCUGUUCCACUGAGUCUCGGAGGGACUUAGGGCUGGUAGUGGGUGGGAAAAGGGGGAAUCCAUUUCUCGAGUGAUUACUAUCAUAGUCUGCACUAGUAUAAAUAUUUCGUUUCCCAUUGGAUGAGCAACAUCUCCUUCUAGUGUUAGAGGUUUUAAAAAAGACCAGUGAAUUUUGUUUUUCAGAAUUAGUCUUUGUAACGUGUAACUCGCGAGUGUUGACUUGAUUGUGUUUCUGGUUUCAGCCUAGAUCCCCUACGCGCUCUCCAUAUCCUCUGACUGAACUUUCCCGCUCCCCCUCCCGUGCUCUCUUUUUAAUCAGAUGCUGUAUGGGGCUCAAAACGAUGGACUGUCCCAACAGAACAUGUAUUACAUUGUUGCACUAAAAUUUAUUUGUUGUGUGGGACUUGGCAUAAUAUUCUGUCGUCAUCUGCAAUCGGGCAAUCAUUGCUAACUUUGGGUCAUGGAAAAUAUGCAAGUCAUUUUCCCUGCAUCAGUAAUAUUGGAGGCCGUAACCAGUGAUUUUUGUGUUAUAUGAAAAUAAUAGUGUUUCAUAGUAUUUCUAUUUAAGGCAGCUAUAAAUAUAGAGUAAACAAUUCUGUGGAAGAACUAUUCGUGCCAACUCUAUAGUGCAAAAUGGGGGUGGGGGAUGGUUGCUGUUUUAACUCAGAAUCUCUUAACAAUAUUGCCCUGCAAACACCCAGUCAAUGAAAAAUGAUGAAUGAAAGUGUGCUAAAAUCAGACGACUUUGCAGAGAACUCUCACAAAAGCUCUCCUGACAAUUCCUUUGAUCUUUUUUAAAAAGGGGAAGAAAAGAAAGAGAAAGAAAUAAAAGAUUGUGCAAGCUUCCUUAUCAAAUUGGGAUUUCCAAUGAUAUAAAUCUAAAUUCCAGAUUUUGAGGAGCAUAUUUGAAGAAGCUUUCAUUUGAGGGGUUUUUUUUUCCCUUAAAGUUGAAGGAAAAGGAAGGGUGACAGAAGGAGUCAGGAUAAUGCUUUUGAAACUAUGUCCAUGAGAUUUCAAGGAUCUAUGAACCGCCUUUGGCAGAUUCUUAAAUACGUGUGGUCUGAGCAGACUUAAUGAAAACUGAUUCGGCCCUUCUGGGUUCCAUCCCCCCAGCCCCCAGGGUCAAGAACGAGGCACAGGAGAACAUUCCCGUAGUCCAACAUUUGACAGUCCAGUUGUACAGGGAAGAAAGAGGGAAGAAAAAUGAUAACUCAACUACGAGUACUGAUUCCUUCUCGCUGUCCCUGUGAUAUUUAACAACUCUAAAAUAAUCUUCAAAGAGCACAAUAACCUUUACCUAUAUGCCUAACAGGAAUUUUGUGAGGCGUUUAUAAAAAUCUAUAAAAUUUGCUGAAAUUCUUACAAUUAUGAAUUAUUUUAUCUCCAUGUUUAGAAAUAAUUGCACCUCAGUCGUUUCUUGGGAAAACACAGUCCGUGUAUAGUGGGCCAUAGAGAAAUAAAAGCAUGCCCUCAGCUUUUAGUGAAUCUAAAUAUCAGUCGUGUGGUUCAAUCUCUUAGACCUAGGCAAGGGAGUUGAGUCCAAGAUGGUGUAUGUCAAGAUUAUAGGUAAUUAAGAGUUGAUAAGAUUAUAAAGGCUCAUUAUCAGAAAAUAUUAUUCAUUAGCAACUGCAGGGAAGAAAAACUAUUUAUGCUGAAUAGAAUGUUUAUGAAAAGCGUGUAAGUAUGUGUGGCAGACCAAGUAGCACGUGUGUACGUGCAACAGAUACGGUCUACAUUCCAGCAGUGUGUAUGUUUCACCCCCCACAGUGAGUCAUUACAUACCCACUCGUGUGCAGGCAGAGACACGCAAACACGUGCAAACACACGCAGACACGGACAGACACAGUCAAAUUCUUCUUUUCAGUGGAGACAUCGACAACAUUAAAUAAUUUAAUUUUAAGACUGUGAAACCCUUAACAAUGUAUGAAAAAGAGUGGUAAGACCUUUGACAAUAGAGUUGCUGAUUAUAUUCAAAUAUUUUUGUAAAGAUGAUCUAGCUUGGGGCUAAAUUAUUUGCAAAGAUAGUUUCCUUUCUGCUUUGCAGUUUUAUUGUUUUUCUAUCCCUUUCACUUGCUCCAUGUGUACGGAGUAAACAGAAAUCCUUUUUAAGGGACUACGGAUUAUUGAAAUUUAAGUCCUGUAACGUUGCUUUUGGGGCAGAUUUUCUCCGUGACUACUCAUUAUUCAUCACUCCUCAGGAGGACCUUUAGCCAAGCACACUUGAAAUGACACAAGGAUUUAAUUUAUAAAUACGACAGGAAACAGAUAUUUCCACGUACUCGUGGAAAAUGAAUAAAAUAGCGGAGGUAACUAUGUUGUAUUUUCUUGAACUUAGAUGCUUUCUUAUAAAGUUUGCUUAGAGUUAGCUUUGUUGUAUUUGUCAUUUCGGUGCUGGAGAAAAAAACAAACAAACAAACAUGCUGAAAGAUUAGACUGACUGUGCAGUUUCUUAACUGGAGGAAGUUUUCUAUUGCCGCUAAGGACAUGCACAAAGGCACUUGUUUGACAAAAGGAACUUUCAAGCCCAGGUUAUUGUUUCCACGUGGAUACACAGCACCCGUGGAGCAGGCACUGAGAGGAAAGGGACUUGCCUUAAUUUCUAAGGGAGGAAGCGUGUGGAAAUAAACUGUGGGCCUUCCAACUGGGGAGUGUUCACUAGCAGGGAUUCCUUUGAAAGGGGAAUAGAGAGAAGAUGCCUGUGGCUGCCUUCUGUUUAUUGGUCCCACGCUGGAGCACACUUAGGGAGCUGGCCGUGGGCCUUAAAUAAAGAGGUGGAGGUGAGGACCGGGGAGAUGCAGUCGGAGCUUACCCUCUCAGCCUACGCUGCUUUGUCUUGGCUGGGCACUGUCUUUCCAGACAAGCUGGGGGUCCAGGGCUACAGAGAGGCCCCAAGAUGGUAGGAGAUACUUCUUGGUGCAAUUUUCGUGUUGCUCGUUUCUUAAGACUUCGUGCCACAAAUUCUGCAAGGCAAAAAAAAACAGAAACAAAAUCCAGCUUUUACAUAAUUGACAGCAGGAAGUUGAAGGAGCGGAUGGGGUGAGGGAAAAUAUGCCAAGAGUAUCAUUUUUUGGUUUGCUUUCCUGUCUGUCCUGUUGAAGGACCAAACUGAGAGCUCCUGCCAUUAUCAUCUGUGUCUCCCUUAUUACUACACAAUCGGGUGAGUGCAGAGAUGAGGAGGCAUCUCUCAAAAGCCUUAGGAUAUUCUGUAUGAUGACCUCGAUCUUCACUUUCAGCCAUAUUGGGAAAAUCACUAUUUAUGGAGUGCCACCUAGCAGCGAAUGUACUGGAACGUAAGGCGUUGGCAUGUAUACACCUCUGUGUCCACGCACAUGCAAAUACAUGCUCACACAUUAUUCCAGUUGAAACUGUCACCACUCGACCUAAUUCUGUUGCCGUCUUAACUCUUAACAUCAGUGCCUCCAAUCUGAGUAGGCAUACACUGAAUUCCAAUAUUGAAUUAUUUAAGGAGAAAAGUCACUAGGAAACCAAUGAAAAAAAAAUGAGACCAUGAUAAAUAAGAAAUGCCUAGCAGUAAUAAACUCACUGCAUUGGCCAUUACCCUGCGAGCUGGUGAAUUAAGCGCGGAUUUGAAUAUAAAGGACAAACAAACCAACCCUGAUCUUUACUUCAAGUUGCUUUAACUUCUUGGAGGUUCUGACUUAUUUUAGCCAGGGUUGUCUGUUCAGGUUGCCCCCUGUUUGGCUUGUAGACCGGAAAGUGGGACGUCUCAGGAAAUGCAUGUUUUCAGGGGUUUUUCAGUUCUACAGUUUUGCGGGUCCGGCGGCACAGUCUCUCUCACGCCCAUGAGGGCUCCUCAGCGAGUGUGCUUGCCUUUUGACCUGCUCAUAGAAAAGUAUGCACAGUGCCCCUCAGGACAUGCUAAACAAGGUUUUGAAAAGUCAUUUAUUUUACUGCACUUUAGUCUUUUCAGCUAGAAUUGUGACACAGUGGUGUAAAUGCUGUAUUUGCCGUAACUUAUCGGUGGCGCCUCUGGUCCGUGCAGUUCCUCAUGAUGCUCUAAAUCGUUUGUUUCGUUUUCCCUGUGACAAUGGUACAACGUUCUGUAUAAUCUGUAAAUUGUGUUGGUUGAGUCUGUUGAUAAUGGCGUAAUUUUUAUUUCAUGUGUGAGACUAUUUUCAGGUAUUAGUUCUACACGUAUAUUUGUAUGAGUCAAAAGUGUCUGCUUGUAUGUGAUUUGCGUGUAAGCAUAGUGUAUCUUAUAAGAAAAUCAAACUUAUCCUAAAGAAAAAGGGCACAUUAUGACCAGCCUUAAUUCAUUGCCAUUUUUUUUGUUGUUGUUGUUGCAAUUCGGGAUUCAAAUUUAAAGAGAAAUUAUGUCUUUGUUAAAAAAUGGCUUUUAAACAAUCAUACGAGGGAUGUACUUUAGACCUCCUCCUAGUUCCCCACAAACCACAGACCAUAGUUCAGCUUGCGGAGUGCCCCGUGCUGCUCAAAAGUUGCGAACGUCCAUUCGUUUAUUAAACCCAUAGUCAGGCAAUGAGGUUCAAUUCUCAUUGGUUUCCAUCACCAACAGAACCAGCUCAUGUCUAAAGCUGCUCCUCCAAACACGGAACCCAUUUUGCUUAGGAGGAUAAGUUGCCCAUGAAAAACAUUGUUUCUGCAAAGCAUGACUUUUUAAAAAUUGGAUCUUCUCAAGAAGGAUGAACUGCCUUGUCUCUCUGAGAGGCGCUAAAGACCCGUCAACAUGAAGUGGUCCCAGCAUGGUUUUCUUUCCCAAACACAAGCGUGCAACACUCUUUUGCACUCUUGCUGCUUGCCCGUGUGUGGUCCAGGAGUAGAAAACACGUGACUAGUUCGAGUAUCUGCACAGGUUCUCCUGCGCCAGGCGAAGACUCCGUGGGCUUCCCUGGGCCUGGGGGUCUGGGUCGGAAUGUUACUCUUCUUAUUUCCUCUCUUUCUCCAUCCUCAUUACCUUUUUUUCUCCUGGAUUGAGGGUUGCCAGAUACAAUACAGAACACCCAGUGAAAUUUCUAUUUCAGAUAAACAGUAAAUAUUUUUUUGUAUAAGAAUUUCCCAAAUAUUUCAUGAAGCAUACUAAAAAAAUAUUAUUUGCUAAUCUGAAAUUGAAGUUUAACUGGGUGUCCUGUGAUUUCUUCUCUUAUCUGGCAAUGCUGCUCAUCCUGCCUCUCUUUUUCGGCUGGGCUACCUAAAAGGGGUGCAAUCCUACCUCCUCCCACACCCUCAUGUUAAUUCAUACCCCUCGUGAAUAUCUAUAGUCCUAAUACCCUUCCUGACAGAAAUUGUCGAUUCAUGCCGAGUCCCACAAAUGCUUUGUGAAGGACCAACUCGACUACAGAUGGAAUUAGCAAGGGUGGAGUCUUUAUAAGAUUCCUGCCACCCACAUUCAAAAUUUCUCUUCAUGGGCCUGUUGUGAGGUGCAAAUUGUCCCCCAUUACUCCCUUAGAGGAGCCUUUUCCAGUCAUUGGGACAACCAAAACCCUCACCCAGGAAAAAUGCCUCCAUUUAGAAAGUGACAUCACCUUUUAACUUAGUACCAAGACCUCUUAAAAUUCAGUUUCUUUCUUUCUGAGACGGAACAAGCUAACCCAUUACUCACCUCAUUAUCACCUUACCACAGAUGAUUUUUAUUAGGCUAGAACGGGUCAUCAGUGGAAUUGUAAAACAUCUGACCCAGAAAGGAACUCCCUCGAUGGCCAGAAGAGGAGGCCAGAGUCCGGGGAAUAGACACGCCCCGUGGGUGCCUUCUCAGGAGAUUCGGUGGAGGCUGGGCAGCAGGUGGGGGACUCAGACAAGGAAGUUAGCGCGUGGCAGACAGACUUGCCCAAGCAAAUUGUUAACAACCAGCACUUUUCCUGAGGACCCCCAAGUCACCCCAGAGUAAGAACAGGGAGGUGUAAGGCCAGUUUCUAGAACAGUUUGCCGAGAAGAGAACCAUGGAGGAAUUCCUAGAAUCGGGUUUUCAAAUACUGUUGUAUUCAACAGCAAAUCCUUGACACAAUCUGAAUGUGCAUGGAGUUUUAGAACAUUUCUGGUACCUACCUCCUCUCUUGAAAUUCCCAUGAGUGGUAAGAAAAUCCCAGUCCUCUAGUAGAACAUUUCCCUUUCACGGCCCCGCUUGCACACAUUUGGGCUGAUCUGCUUCAUUUCUAAGGGAUGGGAGUGUGCAGCGCUGGUGACAUUUCCUGCGUUGGACCCCAGAAAUUCACCAGAGGGAGACAGACCUGUGCCUUCUCUUUUUAGGAUCUGGUCAUCGAUACUUUAAUAAAUGUGGUGUAAAGAAAAUACAUGCCGCCAAUUCUGUUUAGCAAAUGUGAACUUUUUUAAUAUGAUUGUGUUCUUCAUGUAAGACAAAGUUUCUUUGUAUCCAGUGAAAUGCCUAAUAAACUCCUGGUACCAGUUACCCUUC
Molecule: messenger RNA, 7680 nt
Organism: Phyllostomus discolor (pale spear-nosed bat)
Lineage: Eukaryota; Metazoa; Chordata; Mammalia; Chiroptera; Phyllostomidae
Gene: PLCXD3
Product: phosphatidylinositol specific phospholipase C X domain containing 3
Exons: 3
Coding region: 248-1213 (321 amino acids)
Biological process (GO): lipid metabolic process
Cellular component (GO): synapse
Molecular function (GO): phosphoric diester hydrolase activity
Source: RefSeq, a predicted model, not a curated record